Lactuca saligna is the source of this 477-nucleotide messenger RNA. The record is from the annotation of a GenBank genome assembly. NCBI's taxonomy places the organism in Eukaryota, Viridiplantae, Streptophyta, Magnoliopsida, Asterales, Asteraceae.
AUGUUUAGCAUCAAGGAAUCGAUUUCGAAAUUUGGUCUUUCGACUCAAUCGUCUGUUUUUCAAGAAUCAAUUUCUCAAUUGAUUUCGUCCAUUGAAGAAAAUAUUAAAGCAAAGUUUGCACCCAUCCUUGAGUUGGUUCUUCGCUUACCAACCAAUGCUCCUCGUGUUUUGCAACUGUCGCAAGGGGGAGAUAAAGGAUAUAGUUGUAUUGGGUCUUCAAAGGAUUCAGAAAAAGAAGCAGUGGUUGGAAAAGUGAUGUCAACUAAAAUACCCAUUUCACUUCUUAUUUCAGUAACCAAAAAUUCAACAAGAACCACAACAGGACCAAUCAAGAAAGGGAUCGUUAUAAAUGAAACAGAUAGAGGUUCAAGUUUGAAUUUUAUGCCACCACCUUCAAAAGACGAUCAAGGAGAUAAAGUAAAAGGUAUUACGUUGACUCUUUCUGAAGAAGAAAAGAAAAGGCAACAUGCCUUGUAA